This is a messenger RNA of Colletotrichum siamense, 2157 nucleotides long. It is a transcript of the gene maa-1, whose product is annotated as putative maltose O-acetyltransferase. Bases 1 to 2157 code for a protein of 718 amino acids. Gene Ontology annotation, biological process: regulation of DNA-templated transcription. The record is from RefSeq and is a predicted model, not a curated record. Gene Ontology annotation, molecular function: zinc ion binding; DNA-binding transcription factor activity, RNA polymerase II-specific; acetyltransferase activity. The transcript is spliced from 3 exons. NCBI's taxonomy places the organism in Eukaryota, Fungi, Ascomycota, Sordariomycetes, Glomerellales, Glomerellaceae.
AUGUCAGCUUUCACCGCCCUCAAUGGGGGCUCACCACCAAAGACAUCAGAACCGACGAACCAGCCUGCCGACGCCGCCGCCAGAGCAUCGCCAGAGGACCAUCGCUCCAACGGCUCGCCCACCCAUCAUGAACCUAAAGCGCCCACCGCCGCAGAGGCGACGAGGGAAAGCUGGGCUGGCCCGAGAGGCCAGGACAAGUCGCCAUACCACUCGACGAAUUACCCUGAUGUUGACGGCUCUCUCAAGAGGAAGCGGUCAGACUCGCCGCCGCAGCAGAGAAAUGCGCCCAUGACUCACGAGAGAUCGCCAGAUGCGCCAGCUCACCCCUCAGAAACACGCAGUCCGUAUCGGUCACCGCCGCCCGAUCACCGCCCUCGGGAACGCGAGGACCAGCGUGAAGGCGACUCGUGGUAUUCCCGGGAAGGAGACAGAGAGGACCGCAGUUACUACGACCACUCAACGAUGUCUGCCCAGUCAGAAGACCAGAUUGGGGAGCUCCAGCGGGCAAAUCAGAUGGACAGCCAGGGUUACGACAACACCAGCCCGGAUGGCGAUGACAAGAGCAUGCCUUACAGCCCUUACACUCCGACCGGCGGCUCUCGCGACGCCAUUCUCCAGUCCGAGAAGAAGAGGAAGCGUAACUUUAGCAAUCGUACCAAGACUGGGUGCAUGACCUGCCGGCGGAGGAAAAAGAAAUGCGACGAGCAGAAGCCCGAGUGUAGCAACUGCAUCCGCGGCGGCUUCGUUUGCGCAGGAUAUCCUCCACAGCGCAACGCGGUCUGGCAGAAGUCGGACAACAAGGCCACGGCCAUUCCUCUGGAGUCAAAGGACCCGAGCUACGUCCCGCCUGGUGCUUACGGUAUGCCCCAGUCUCAACCACCGCAAUCUCAACCUCAGCCUCAGCCGCAAGCACAACCUCAAUCUCAACCCCCACCCCAGCCUCAGCAUCAAUCACAGCCUCCGCACCAGCCCCAGCCUCAGCACCCACAGCAAGCCCCUUACGGCACUCAGCCUGCCGUCGGGCAGAGGCGUGAGCCUCUCUCUUAUCAUCGAGGACAACCGCUGAGGAUAGACACUCCUCAAGGCCGGCCCAUCGCAGAUCAAGACGUUGAUCGGCAGACCGGAUCGACGCUGUCGGCUUCCAUGGUGUCUAACCCGCUCUCCGGGUCCACGCUGACACCCUCGACAAUACCAAGCGUCAAUAGCGCCAUCAGCCCCGACCAGAAGCAGCUGUCGCCCUCCGGUCACCCUUACCCGUUCAACGUGACCUCGAGCCCGCAGCAGCAGCGAGAGCCGCACCCGCCCAUCUCCGAGAAACGGUUCGACCGCGUGCCACCCCUGCUCGACCUCAGCAGGACGGCCAACGACCCCGACACCCCGUACCCGGCCCCGACGUUGCCCCAGAUCAACAUCCUGCACCCGACGAGAUCGAACAGCCCGAACCCGCAACCGCCAGCCACGACGAACGUCCAGGUGGCGGCGCAGCUGGCGCUCUCCCACGCGCAGUUCCCCGCGAACAACCGCAUCCGGUCGCAGAAGGAGGAGAUGCUGAGCGGCAAAUUCUACUACCCCUUCGACAAGGAGCUCGUCCUCGAGCGUGAGCGCUGCAGCGCCGCCUGCUGGCGCUUCAACAACUCCACCAACCCUAACAACGGUGUCUCCCCCAACGAGAGGGCCCGCCUGUUCCGCGAGAUCUUGCAGCCGCGUGAGCUCCUCUCGCCCUCCCCCGGGUCGUCCCCCGUGACCAACAUUGGCCGGGUCGGCGAGAACGUCGUGGUCGAGGCGCCAUUCGUGUGCGACUACGGGUACAACAUCGUCAUCGGGCAGAACGUUAUCGUCGGCCGCAGCUGCACGAUUCUCGACGCCGCAGAGGUGAACAUCGGAGACAACUGCCACAUCGGGCCCAACGUCAGCAUCUACGCCGCGACACUGCACACCGAUCCGAAGAGACGGCAGGGCAGCAAGGGUCCGCAGAUUGGUAGGCCCGUCACCAUUGACCAGGACUGCUGGAUCGGUGGAGGCGUCACCAUUCUGCCCGGCAUCACCAUUGGAAAGGGCAGCACUGUCGGUGCCGGUUCCGUCGUUACCAAGAACGUGCCGCCCUUCACCAUCGUCGGCGGCAACCCGGCCAGAGUCCUCCGCGGCAUCGGCUCUUGA